AUGACAGGUUCAUGGAAGACGCUUGUGGUCGUGUUUGCGACGGCGAUAUUCGCACUCGCGCCCGCGGUCGGCGCGGUUCAGCCGCUCGUCCUGGCUCCCGCGAAAAUAACUGUCGGGGCGACGGUGGGUCUCCUCGUGAAUGGCGCGGCCACGGCCGGGGGAUUGAAAGCCGACCUGAUGGACUCGGCGGAUAAAGUUAUCGCAUCGGUGACCGCGCCGCCGGGCUCCGGCGACGCGCAGACGGUGCAGCUGGCCGUGCCAUCCAGCGCUCCGCCCGGGUCGGCUCGCAUCAAGAUCUACAAAACGUCAGCCCCGGCGACGGCCUUCGCGACACACGCGGUGACGCUGAUAAAGGCCGAGAACAUGGACGUAUCCGCCCUCAUCAUCGAGACGGACAAGCCCGUGUACAAACCUGGUCAGACGGUCCAGGUGCGGGUGUUGUCGCUCACGUCAAAAGGGCUCAAGCCCAGGUCCGCCAAGGUGACGCUGACGGUGAAGGACCCGAGCGAUUUCAUCGUGUUUCGUCGCGAGCUCGACGCCGACGCGAGCGGGGUGGUGACGGCGAGGAUGCCCACCAGCGUCGAGCCGCCGCUGGGAAAAUAUACAGUCGAGGCCAGCGCGACGGACGGGGACGGAGAUGGGACCGUCUCGGGAUAUGGGUCAUUCACCCUGGACCGAUACGUGCUUCCGUCCUUUCAUGUCGAGAUCAACCCCGACUCAACCGCGGUGUUCCGAGGGCAGGCGAAGAUUGAGGGAGAGGUCAAAGCGAAGUAUACGUACGGCGAGGACAUGUCGGGCACGUAUGACGUUACGGUAUGGCAGCGCGAGGGCGCGAAUAUCGGAUUUGGCGAUGCCAUCAUGGCGAUGCCGGAGCCCGAUGGACGCGAACGUCCGUCUGGCACCGAGUACCGUCUCAUUGCUGAGAAGAAAUCGCAGCCCAUCGUAGACGGUUCCGCGAGGUUCUCUUUGGACGUUUCCGCCGCGAAUAUCAACUUUGGCUGGGGUUGGGGCUCAAACGCGCCGGAGCUCGUCGUCGAGGCCACAGUGAGGGAUGCCGCGACUGGCCGUGUGCAGAAUGGGAGCAUCGCAGUCGCGCCCAAGUACAACGCGUAUGACCUGAACUUGAUUUCCUCCUCUGGGAUGAGCAACGCGAUCAAGCCGGGUCUGCCCAUAGAGCUCACGCUCGAGGCGUCAACACACGACGGAAAGCCGUUCGAGUCCACGUUUCCGAUGAAGGUGACCACGUACAAGAUGGACUGGAGCGACAAGUCCACAGUCGUUUACCAGGUGACGACGAAGCAGGCGAGCGAUGGCAAGAGAGCUGUGGGAAAGUUUACUGUGAACGUGCCCGCGCAGGACCCGCGUUGCUGUUGGGAGAAUGAUUUAACCUCAUACCGUUCGGAGUCGUGCUGCAUUACGUCGGUCGAGGUGAGCAACGACGCCAUGGCAACCUCGUCAAAGUCGAUGGCUGCGUCGGUGGUCUCGUUUGACACGGUAUCAUCCGCUGACAGCCUUGUCCCGACGGUGUCGUGGUCCGGUCGAGUCGCCUCCACAACCUCGUUCGGCGACUACGUCACUACAUCUGGCGUGCCUUCCGACCCCGUCUCGGUCGGCCAGAGUGUCAAAUUUCGCAUCGCGUCGACGUUCACACCGAGCUCGAGUAAGUUUACUUGGGCGGUUCUCUCCGAGUCCAAGGGCGUGGUCGCGACAGGAUUGGCGGCUCAGAAUACCGACGUGCUGUUCCAGGUGACAGAGUCUAUGAAACCCAGUUCGGUCCUACUGGUGUAUUCACCUUGGGAUGGAACGGACACAGAAGAUACCAACGUCGUGGCCUGCGCUAAGAGCUUUGAGGUAUCACCAGCAAGCGCACAUGCGUUUCCGCAGAAUCUCACUGUGUCGCUGAGUUCAGCGGAGGUUCGUCCAGGCGCGAAAGUGACCUUAGAGACGCGUGCGACGGCGGUAGGGUCGAAGGUGUACGUGCUCGCGUACGAUACGGCUGUGGCGAUACAGGCGGGAGGAAUAUCGAGCGCGCUCACGAAGGAUCGCGUCAUUGCCGCAACUUCACCGACAAAAUCUGCCGCCGCCGUUUUUGGUGGUGGCUCCUCUUGUUAUCCCCCAGCCGACAUCGAUUCGAACACGAUCGCCAUGGUGACGAAAAUGAAAACGUCAAAGUGCACCGCGACAGGAGGAGGGAUGAUGCCCCGCGGCGGAGAUGUCAUGUUUGCGAUGGAGGAGGCCAUGGCUAUGGACGCGCCAGCAGUGAUGUCUGGCGUAUCGUCAAAGGCUGGCAACAAAGGGGAUGGCCUGACUGCUGUUACACGUGUGCGCUCUUUCUUCCCGGAAACAUGGGUUUGGGUCGACGUUGACACAGAUGCGGGAACGGGACUUGCUACCCUGCCUGAUUUGGUGGCCCCGGACAGCAUGACGACCUGGCAAUUUGCGGCGUUUUCGACACACCCGACGGAUGGGCUCGCUGUUGCGGACGAGUCCGCCGCUUCUUCGCAGCUCAAGGUGUUCAAGCCCUUCUUCGUCUCUCCCAACCUUCCGUAUUCCGCGAUAAGGGGUGAGGAUCUUGUUGUGCGCGUCGGGGUGUUCAACUAUCUAGAGAGAGCGCUCGACGUGACCGUGGAGAUUGCGUCCAGCCCCGACUUUGAUGUGGUAUCCAGCGGCGGGCCUAACUCUGUCGUCUCAGUCGCCGCGAAGGCCACAGGAACCGCCGCAUUUACCAUCCGUCCUAAGAAACUUGGUGAUGUUGACGUCCAAAUCUCAGGCCGAACGUCUGCGGAUGUGGGCCACGCGGAUGCGGUGAAGCGCUCGGUGAGGAUCGAGCCCGAGGGCUUUCCGCGCGAGGCCACGGCUAACGCCGUGGUCAACCGACCUUCGGGCGGCGCCGUGGAAAGUGUCACCCUGUCAUCUCUGCUCCCCUCCGCAGGGGUGGUGGAGGGCAGCGUGCGGUCUACGUUUGCCGUGGUAGGGGACCUCAUGGGUCCUUCGGUGAACGGUCUGGACCGGCUGGUUCAGGUUCCAUAUGGGUGCGGCGAGCAGAACAUGAUCACCAUGGCGCCAAACGUUGCUGCCAUCUCGUACCUCAACGCAGCCCGCAGGCUCACAUCCGAAUUGAAGCAGCGCGCAGAGGACAACAUCGCCAUGGGUUACCAGCGCGAACUCCAGUACAGGCACUCCAACGGAGCGUUCUCGGCGUUUGGAGAAGGUUCCGGCUCGGACGGUUCGCUCUGGCUCACCGCGUUCGUGGUUCGUGUGUUUUCACAAGCUGCUGAGGUGGGAAACCUCGCAACGGACCCAUCGGUUCUCUCCUCCGCGGCUGAGUUUAUCGCGUCGAAGCAAAGCAGCGAUGGUUCAUUCAAGGAUCCGAGCCCGCCGGUGCACUCGGAGAUGUCUGGCGGGGCAGGCGAGGGCCCUGGUCUCGCCGCUUACUGCCUGUUGGCGAUGGUCGAAGCUGGUCGAUCAGCCGGGAACGUCGAUCAGACCAUCUCUUUCUUGGAGGGGUCCAUUGAUUCCGGUUUCGGUGGUUCGUCAUACGUCGCCGCUAUCUCCGCGCACGCCUUGACACGGGCGUGCGCCAAAAUUGGGAAAGGGUGCGAUCUCGCCACGCGUGCGAGGGCCAAGUUGCUUGAAAUGGCCACGGCGGAUACUGACGGCACAAAACACUGGGGUUCAUCCGGCGCGGUGGUCUCUUCUCCUGUUGCAGAUGCUCGUGUCAUUCCCUACGGCGCCGAGACUAGUACUGAGGUGGAAGCGACUGCGUAUGCCGUGCUCGCUCUGGUGGGUGCUGGCGACACCUCGGGCGCCUAUUCCGGUGCGAGAUGGCUGCUCAUGAGGAGAAACGCGAGAGGCGGUUUCCAGUCGACGCAGGACACCGUGGUUGCGCUCGAGGCGCUCGGAGCGUACGCCGCUGCGACGUUCUCAGAUGUCGCCUCCCUUUCGGUGACACCCGCGACAGUUGGGAAUUUUUCGCCUGGGACUAUCACCAUCGACGAGUCAUCCUUCGAUCUCAUGCAGCGCUUCGACGCGCACGGCGCGACAGAGGUGCUCGCCACUGUUGAGGGAAGCGGCGUCGCGUUGAUGCAGCUGGAAGUCACUUACAACCUCGAGACUGACCCGAACCCUCCUGAAUUCGAGCUCGUCGUACGUGCCAAGGCAACAGCGGUCACUGAGGCUGCGACGCGAAGAAGGCGACGGGGGAGGAGCCUGCUCGGCAACCUGUUUGGAUCAAACGAUGGGGGCGGCGGCGGUGGCGGCGAGGCAGAAACAGUCAGCGCCGACGACGCGAGGGCUACUGAGGUGAAUGCGUGCGUGAAGAGAAUAAGGCCCGGCGUCCCUCUCGGCAUGGUACUCCUCGAUGUCGGACUCUUCACAGGGUUUGCGCCGGACGAAGACUCGUUGGCUGAUAUACGCGUUGAGGGCAAGGGUUAUGUCAACAGAGUCGACGCCGACGACCGAAAAGUUGUCUUCUACCUGGAGAACACGGAUUCGUCGGAGGCAUGCGUGAUAUUCCAGGCCACGAAAAUGCACGAUGUGAAGAACCUUCAAGCCGCCACUUCGACCGUGCAGGCUUACUAUCACCCCGAAAGGAAGGGCACCGCAGUGACGGAUUCGGGUGACAUCGAAGACAUCAGCACAUCGCCUCGGAGGGGCGGUUUGUUUUUAAUCGACGGACGCUCCCCGCUCGAGGUCGUCACGUCGGAUGGUAAAGUCAGCGAGAAGGCGCGCGUAGGUUUUUUCACGUCGCUGCUUGCGUCGAUCCUCUUUUGGGGCUUGGGUUGAGCGCGUGCAGCGGAGAGACGUACGCAGCUAGACUAUUGAAAUGAGUGUUCCUCACUGAAUG
Molecule: messenger RNA, 4846 nt
Organism: Micromonas commoda
Lineage: Eukaryota; Viridiplantae; Chlorophyta; Mamiellophyceae; Mamiellales; Mamiellaceae
Gene: A2M
Product: alpha-2 macroglobulin family-like protein
Exons: 1
Coding region: 1-4785 (1594 amino acids)
Cellular component (GO): extracellular region
Molecular function (GO): endopeptidase inhibitor activity
Source: RefSeq, a predicted model, not a curated record